Thamnophis sirtalis is the source of this 4446-nucleotide messenger RNA. The record is from RefSeq and is a predicted model, not a curated record. NCBI's taxonomy places the organism in Eukaryota, Metazoa, Chordata, Lepidosauria, Squamata, Natricidae.
CCACAAAAGCAAUUCCACCUUAACACAGAAGAAUGAUCAUCCUUUUCCAGUUGAUGCUUUAUCUGUGGCCAACCAACAGUGCUAUAGAUGAAAGACUUUCAAAGCCCAACAUCAUCUUGUUCAUGGUUGAUGACCUUGGCAUUGGAGACUUGGGAUGCUAUGGAAAUACAAGUCUAAGAACUCCCAAUAUUGAUAAUUUAGCUAAAGGAGGCAUAAAACUAACUCAUCAUGUAGCAGCUUCCCCUUUAUGUACUCCAAGUAGAGCAGCUUUCUUGACAGGACGAUAUCCUAUCAGAUCAGGAAUGGCUAGUCUGAAUCGGCUUGGAGUCUUCUUAUUUUCAGCCUCUUCAGGGGGUCUGCCUACUGAGGAAAUAACAUUUGCAAAGCUUCUACAACAGGAAGGCUAUUCUACAGGUCUUAUAGGCAAAUGGCAUCUUGGUUUAAAUUGUAACAGCAGUCAUGAUUUCUGCCACCAUCCCUUAAAUCAUGGAUUUGAUCAUUUCUAUGGAAUUCCUGUGAAUAAUAUUAGAGACUGCAGACCUGGGGAUGGAAGUGUUUUCAUCAAAGGAAUUAAAAUGUAUAUUCCCUCAACCCUUCAAAUCACUGGAAUUGCUCUAAUAACUUUGGAAGUUAUGCAUUAUAUUGGCUUUUUCAGAAUUCCACAUAGAAUGGUAGGCUACUUCUUUGUGUUGGUUGUUACAUUGGUGGCAAUCAUAUUCCUCUUCUUUAACAACUUUCGGCAUCUAAAUUGCUUCCUGAUGAGAAAUUACAGUAUUACCCAGCAACCAUGGAUUUAUGAAAACCUAACCCAGAGAUUUACAGAAGAUGCCAAGCAUUUUAUAAGAAGGAAUAUUGAUAAACCAUUUCUCCUAUUCCUAUCAUACUCUCAAGUCCAUACAGCUCUUUAUGCAUCACUAGCUUUUAGAGGAAAGAGCAAGCAUGGCUUAUAUGGGGAUGCUGUGGAAGAAAUGGACUGGAGUGUAGGACAGAUUCUCCAAGUAUUAGAUCAAUGGAACUUAAGCGAGCAUACUCUUGUAUAUUUCACUUCAGAUCAAGGAGCACAUCUUGAAGAAAUAUCAGACAAUGGAGAAGUCCAUGGUGGUUAUAAUGGGAUAUUUAAGGGUGGAAAGGCUACAAACUGGGAAGGAGGGAUUCGAGUGCCUGGCCUCCUCUACUGGCCUGACGUUCUUGAGCCUGGAAAACAUAUUUAUGACCCAACAAGUAAUAUGGAUAUAUUCCCUACCAUAAUUAAACUUGCUGGAGCAUCACUGCCCAAUGACCGAAUUAUUGAUGGACAUGAUCUAAUGCCCUUGCUUCAAGGCAAUGCUCUCCAAUCUGAGCAUGAAUUUCUCUUUCAUUAUUGUAAUGCAUAUUUAAAUGCAGUUCGGUGGCAUCCAAGAAACAGUAACUCUAUUUGGAAGAUAUUUUACUUCACUCCAAAUUUCAGUCCCAAAGAAUCUAAUGGCUGCCACGAUUAUCAUGUGUGCUUCUGCCAUGGGCAGUUUGUCACAUAUCAUGAUCCACCACUACUUUUUGAUCUUUCCAAGGACCCAGAAGAAAACAAUCCACUGACACCAGAAACAGAGAGCCACUUCCAUGAAAUUCUUCAAGCUAUUCACCAUGCAGUGCACAACCACACCAAGUCAAUACUUCCUGUUCCCAAUCAAUUUUCACUGGGACAUAUCCUAUGGAAGCCCUGGCUUCAGCCUUGCUGUUCUUCCUUACUCCAAUGGUGUUACUGCAAUUAUGAAUCAUGAGGAAACAAAACUUCAUGUAGAGCCUGACAUUAUCACUGAGAAUUAGUAAAGAACUCAUGUUCUUUAGGAAUAAACAAGAACACAUUGUAAUAAUAUUUCCUUAAUAUUUGCAUUAAUUGUGCUUAAAAUAAUGUAAGAGUUACUAGAACUGGGUUAAAGCGGGCUCAUGUAUUCUUGAAGUCCCAGCAAAAGUGGGUGAUGGUGAGACCAUAGUUUUGCUAAUAUUCCCAGAGUAAUUUUUCUGAGUAAAAUGGAAAUCUAAUACAACCAGGCUGUCUUCUUUACUCACAACGCAUAUGGAAUAUGUUAUAGUUCUAAUGUAAUGUAAUAUUUUCUCCAGUGUAGCAUGGUGGGAUAAUAUGCUGCCUCAUUAUUUUGGUUCAUCACACAAUCAGAUAUCAAAUUCUGUCUAUUCCAGGUCCUUGGGAAGAACUCGAUAGAUAAAAAUGCCAAAGCCAGUCUGAAUAUCUGGCUGACUCUGCAAUGAACUACAAUUGAUUGCCAAAUUGUUAAAUUUAGUAAUAAUUAAACUAUCAUCAAAUUUAGGUUUGCUUAGGGCCUCACAUAUUACUGUACCCAGUGGCAUAAAUCUAGGAUCCACUAAAUACAGCAUGGUAUACUGUAUCAUUUGAAUGCUGAAUGGGGUUCAUAGAUGCAAUUUUAUUUACCCAUAUGCUGCAAACUCUUCCUGCCUUUUUAGAGCAAUAUAGUUUCUGGAUGCAUGCUACAGAGUUAAAUUACCAAUUCUUUACAUAUUAAUUCAAGACUGGGGAAAGUGUAGUCCUGGAAAUGCAGCUAGCAAAGGCAAUGAAUAGGAAUAGAGAUUGCAGUUAAGUGACAUUUGAAAAGCCAGUGGCUCUUUAUACCAAUAGAUAAUAAAGCCAUGCUACAAAAUGUGGAUAUUUUAGCCUACUCUAAAUAUAAAUAUUAGCAGGAAUGGACCUUAUGCAGGUGGAAUCACCUAGGAAUCUUCACACUGAUGUGAGUGUGAAACUCUAAGAUAUGUCAACCUUAGUAGAAUGAAGUUGCAAGAAGAGGUUCAGUUCCUACAUAGGUAAAAGAGCUGCCCACAAUGCUUUGCUUCAAAGCUCAUUUGGAUGUUCUGCUUCACAGAUUGCAUUAUCCAAAUGGACAGAUUUACCACAAAGUGUGCUACAUUAGCAUUGCUAUUCAAAGAAAAGAUCCAUUUUUCAUCACAUAUCAUCCCCUUUGCUGAUAUCAUCAGACUGACAAGAUUUAAUGAAUAUAUCUUUAAUUGUGAGUCAACCCUAAUGGAUAAUAUUAUCAUCAGUUAUUAGACAUAAUAGAAAAAUGUAACUAUUAUAGUCCAAUCCCAUCAAAUCAUACUACAUUACAAAGAUACAGAAAGUUCAGAUUCCUUCUGUGUCUUCUAGAUGCCAAAGCUAAAUUUAGCUGUUUUUCAUUUUGUUGGACAUUUAGGUGCAGUUCAAGUGAUAAAUGAUUGACUGCUUGUUCUAAGUCAUCCACACUCUUUAAGCUACCUAAAGUAUACUCUGAAAACAAUUCCCACCCCACAGUCCUGGAAGGUGGCUCUUCAUAUGCUACAAAAAGCUUUGCAUAGUACUUAAACUGAUGGAAAUUGUUUAUUCCUACUAUAUUAUUUACAAUAAAAUCUUCCUUUGCUUUAAAUGUUUUAAAUAUUUACAAGAGCUGGGGCAAGACAAUUUUCUGUCCAAAAUUAAAGACAUAAUGCUCCAUACUCAUGUAUUAAAUGCAAAAAAUUGUCCUCAUCCAAGCACAUCUGUUGUUUUCAUGGGAGGAAAAGUAUGAACAUAGGAUGACAAUUAAUGUAUUUCAUUAGAUCAGUGACUCAUAGUACUACUGCUAAUUAAUGAAUUGCUUUAUGCUGUAGCAUGAGACAUGCUAAAGUAUUAAAUAUUGUACAUUAUCCCUAAAAGUCUAAUUGUUUUCAGUCUUCUUAAUUGUUAAAUGUAAGUCAUUUAAAAAUGUGGGUCAUAUUUACAUUUUUGUGGUAUUCUUAGAAUACUUCCAUGCAAUCUUAGUAUGGUUAUUCUGAAUUUUAAAUGGAUUUAUGUAAUCCGCAAAACCAUAACUAUGUCUGUAAAUUUCAUCUGUAUCAUUGAAAAAGUGUAUUAUAAAAAGGAUUGUAAAGUAGAAAAAAAUAAGUAAAUAUGUAUAUCAACAAUUAUUAUUAUUCAAAUUGAAGUAAAUCAAUAUCAAAAUAUAAUAUAAAAAUCAAAUAUAAUCAAUAUUAUACAUUGACAUUGUUGAAUUAGCUGUGUAAACAGCAAAGCUCUGAUUGUGUGAAUGUUCCAAGGAAGAGUAUCUGCUGUAUUACCAGCCCUCUGGCACAUCCUGCCCCCAGGAUGAGGCUUGAUCCACCCUUCUAUCUUUCCUCAAGGGCCUGAAGAUUGGCUCUGCUGCUUGGCCUGGGGACCUAAUAGGGGUGUAUCUCCAGUGUGCGGCAUUUUAUCAUUAGCUGACCCCAAACACCUCUGUGCUUUCUGCUCCCCCUCUACCCAUAUUUAAAUUCAUAUUAUUAUACUUUUCUUGUUUAUUUUUUAAUUGUUUUGCUAUUGUUAUGUUUACAUUCUGUUUAAUCAUUUUCUUCUGUUUUACCAUUGUAAGCCACCGAAAGUAUCUCCAUGGUAAAUAUAUUUAACUAAACUAAUAAAUAUAUCAAUAAAUAAAUAAAUUUUAAAAAACA